UCUUUUUCCAGCACUAAUGAUGUAAAGGAUGAUCAGAGUUGAUGUGCAGAUGAAUGAUGUGUGUUUCCUCUGCAGGUGAAGCUAGAAAGUGUGUGUGAGCUGAUGUGAAUUCAGCAGCAUGGAUCAGUGUGAGGACAGAGAGGACGGAGUCCCUCCCUCUAAAACCACUCUGUGUGGGGAAGAUGAGAGCCAGAGCAAAGGUCAGAGGAUCCAUCAAAGACUCAGACCAGAACCAGAACCAGAUCCCUGCUGUGUGUCCUUUAAGAGCGACAGGUCAAAGGGUGACAUCAUUAACUUUAAAUCUCCUGGAUCUCCACCAUCAGAGAGGAUCCAAAAGAGUUUCACACAAGAAGAAUCAGAACCCAGCUCUGUGUCCCUUAAGAGCGCCGUUUCAAUGGAUCAUCCCAUUACCUUUAAAUCUCCUGGAGCUCCAAAAUCAGAGGGAGUGGACCAGCAGAGCUCAGAGGUUCCCAGUGGUCCAUCUGCCCAGCAGCAUCAAACACAGCUGGACUCCAUAUUUAUGCUGCUGGAGGAAUUCAUUGUCACUUUUGUGAAGAACGAGCUGAAGAAGAUCCAGAAGGUUCUGAGUCCAAAUUACCCAGAAUGCUCAGAGAGUCAGAGAGAAGAUGAUGAGGUGUUGGAAGGUGAGGAUGAAGAGCAGAGGAGCAGCAGCAGAGAGGCAGUAAUGAAGAUCACACUGAACUUCCUGAGGAGGAUGAAGCAGGAGGAGCUGGCUGACCAUCUGCAGAGCAAUAAACUGUCUCCUGCCCAGUGGUCAGCCCUGGGUUUCACCUUAGUGUCUCCAGGAAAAGAUCUGGAUGAGUUUGACCUGAAGAAAUUCUCUGCUUCAGAGGAGACUCUUCUGAGGCUGCUGCCAGUGGUUAAAGCCUCCAGCAAAGCUCUACUGAGUGUCUGUAACCUCUCAGAGAGAAGCUGUGAAGCUCUGUCCUCAGUUCUCAGCUCCCAGUCCUCCAGUCUCAGAGAACUGGACCUGAGUGACAACAACCUGCAGGAUUCAGGAGUGAAGCUUCUCUCUGGUGGACUGAAGAGUCCAAACUGCAACCUGGAAACUCUCAGCUUAUCGGGCUGUUUGGUCUCAAAGAAAGGCUGUGCUUCUCUGGCCUCAGCUCUUACGUCCAACCCCUCCCAUCUGAAAGAGUUGGACCUGAGCUACAAUCAUCCAAGAGACUCAGGAGUGAAGCUGCUGUCGGCUGGACUGAAGGAUCCAUAUUGGAGACUAGAAGCUCUCAGGUAUGGAGGAACCUACUGCAGGAGCAGAGAAGGUCUGAUAGAGGAGGAAGAGGAGAAACGUCUUUAGUCAAUCUGAUGGGAAAUAUUUAGUGUGAAGCUAAAUAUUUACUUUGCAAAUGAAAUAUAUAGUAAUUAUAAAAGCUAAGGCAUUCAGGCCCAGAUUUUAGCAUGGGCUUACCGGGGCUGCAGCUCAGAGCCCUGGCGCAUAGGGGGCCCCGAAAAAUGCUUUGUAUUAUUGUCAAUGAAUAAGGUCAGAUUACCUUACUUUUAUCACUGGAUAGGAGGAUUUUGGCAAUGUUGUUGAAAAAUCAUCUGAUUUGUACUGGCGAACGUCCAUCAUGAAUGUUUGAUUAUUAUUGGUCCAAGUUGGACGCUUCUUAUGCUUUGCAGCGGAGUAUCAAGGAGGGAUUUCUCACGAUGGCGGACAACAGAAUGAAUGACAGCGGCACGCAGGAACGAAAGAAGAAGAAGUGCACGACCGAGAGGUGAUGAAGAAAAAAAUCCAAGCUAACAGGGUUUUUUAAAACUCAUACUGGACAUGGAACAUAACCAUCAUCCCUCUCUGCUUCUCAAGACGUUAGCUUUGCUAGCAGUGGCUCUAAGGUCUGCCAGCCUGAGGAGUCAGACUUCUUCACCAGGUGCAGUGAUGACAACGGAUAAUCUGUACAGUAUUGAUCCUGCACUUUGGGUAAAAACUGUGUGAGCUUACUAAGCUGAGCAAGAAGCAGGGAAUAUAGAUGUUAAUUUUAAAGCAUCGAAACAUUUUUACAGUAAUGAUUCUUUGCCAGAUCGCGUUUUGAAAGCCAGUUCGCAAGUGGUGAGUACAUCCAAACCAGGCUGAGUUAUCCUCCAUCCACAGCAGCUGUGUUUUGUAUUUUAAACAAUAUUAAAAGUCAGUGAUGCUUUGAAAUGGGUUUCCGUGAGUGGAAUAAAGGAAUAGAACGAUUCAAAGAGAAAGAAAACAGCUAAAGUCACAGAAAAGUAGUGCAACUGCUCUGCUCACUUGCGCUCAAUGCGAAGUUAGAAAAGCGGAACUAGCUUUAGCCCCAAUGAGCCACAAACGGAGGGGGCGUGGCUAGACGCCUGUCAAUCAUUCUGAGCCGUGACAGACAGUUAUGCUGAAUGGGGCUGUCAGAAGUUAGCCCUUUGGAAACUGCCUGGGAAAAAUCCCAGGCGGUUUGAUACCAGGUUUGUUGAAAAUU
Poecilia reticulata (guppy) is the source of this 2453-nucleotide messenger RNA. The record is from RefSeq and is a predicted model, not a curated record. Lineage: Eukaryota; Metazoa; Chordata; Actinopteri; Cyprinodontiformes; Poeciliidae.